Molecule: messenger RNA, 636 nt
Organism: Tremella mesenterica DSM 1558
Lineage: Eukaryota; Fungi; Basidiomycota; Tremellomycetes; Tremellales; Tremellaceae
Exons: 5
Coding region: 1-636 (211 amino acids)
Source: RefSeq, a predicted model, not a curated record
AUGUACCUCGUCCUCUCAUCUCUCCUAACCACUCUUGCCGCUGCUUCUCCCUUGGGAAAGAGAGACGACAGACUUUCCUGUGUGCAAUUCCAAUACGGAGGCCCUUUCACCUCUUUCGGACUCAACGGAUGGAUUCAUCUUUAUGCCAAUGUGACACAGUUCCAUCCUGAUACCCAAACCACAACCUUUAACGUCACUCAAGUCGGAGUGGAUGGCAACGGUGAAAUUGCAGCUUGUGGGGAUUGUCGAUCAACUCAGCAAUUUGGGUUUGAGGUGUGUCAAGGACCCGAUGGCAAGGGAUAUGAGGGUUUGUCAAACUCCCCCGAAUUCUUCUACGGUCAUAUCCUCUUCACAUAUGACCAAUCCGACAUUCAAUGUUUAGAAGCAUUACGUAUACCUGUCAAUGGGUCUACGGUCAGGUUGGCAGACUGUCAAUACCGGUAUUCUACAGCUGGGAAGAGUAAUCAAUAUUUCCUGAUGUCCACCAGUACAGGUCCGUACGAAGCUCGGCUUGUACAAGAUGAUUCAGCCGGAUCUUACGGCCCCAUCGUCGAUUCUGACGGUGUGGUAGAACUUUACGACGGUCCUGCUACUGGUCCAUUCUCAUUUUUCGGUUUCCAAGCUCCUAUCUUUUAA